UCAAACCAAGCAGCAGCGCAGCGAGCUGGGGAUCCCCUCACGUUUCCAUCCUAGUCAUGUAAAGAGCAGCAUUACAGCCUUUCUGCUUUAUAAUGGAUGCGUCCGCUUUUGAUGUUUCGAAGAAUUUUUCACUACCCAAUCAGCUGGAUCAGUUUUCUGAUAAAUGUGACAGGAAAUAACUGCUGCAGACUUUGUCGGUGUGGAUGGACAGGUCAGGAGUGCAUAUGCGACACUGUGGGAACGCUUGGAUUUAUUUACCGCAUCCUUCUGGGAUUUACUGCCGAAAGAACUCUGCUCCUUGACCGGUUAAAAUAAGAGAGAGAAUGUAUGGAAUAAACCAACACUGUAUUUACAUAUCGUUUCAUUUUUUCGUGCUGUGGUGUCAGGCUCAGGGGGAGAAUCACCCGUCUCCUAAUUUUAACCAGUAUGUGAGGACGCAGGGCGCAGUGACGGACCAGCUCAGCCGAAGACAGGUCAGAGUUUACCAGCUCUACAGUCGCACUAGCGGGAAACACGUCCAGAUUCACGGCAAAAGGGUCACCGCCACCGCCGAGGAUGGAAAUCUGUACGCUCGCCUGUUUGUUGAGACAGACACCUUUGGCAGUCGAGUUAGGAUAAGAGGUGCAGAAAGUGGGCGCUACCUCUGUAUGAACCGGAAGGGGAAGCUUGUUGGAAAGCCAAAUGGCCGGAGCAAAGAUUGUAUCUUCACUGAGAUUGUACUGGAGAACAAUUACACAGCCUUCCAGAAUGCCAAGUAUGAGGGCUGGUAUGUGGCUUUCACCCGGAAAGGGAGGCCCAUGAAAGCCUCCAGAACGAGGGAGAAUCAGAGAGAGGUCCAUUUCAUCAAGAGGCUGCACACAGGAUUACCUCCCUUCCCCAACACGGACCAAAGUAAACCAUUUGAGUUCAUCAGAUUUCCGUCCACACGUAGAGCGAAGCGGAACAGGAAAAUCACCUAGCUCUUCCUAGGCGCAGCAAAAGUGAUGGACUGAUGACAGUUGUGACAUGGGAAGAAACAGAUGCAACUUUAUUUUUGUAUAUUUUUUGACAAGUGAAAAAUGCCUUAGAUGCCAUAAUAUUGCUGUAAAUACUGAAAGAGAGUAAAGCAAGUGGAUUGUAUUAAAUUGUCUAUUACGUCUGUGCGAGUGUUGAGGGAUGAAGUGACACGAUGCAUAGGGUGGCUAGCAAGAAAUCUGAGGAAGCCUAUGAAACAGCCCACGACACCAUUAGAUACUACACUUUCACAUUUCAAAUCAAUCAUAAAAUACAUUCAGUUGUGCUUUAAAGGAUGUUUUUCUUUAUAUCCCAGUGGGUCGACACAAUACUACCAUUCAUACCACAAGGAAACAUUUUUAAAGCAGCAGGUAACAAACAAAGAGUUCCAAUAAGGUCAUAUUGGAGACAGUUGGACAGUUAGAUUUAAAAUAAAUUUGAAUUUUUGGCCCAAACAUGCUGGCUGGAUUCAGCCCUACAUUGUUAUGAAGGGGUAAUCUAUCCAGAGAGAUCAGAAGGGGGGUUGCCACUUCAAUUAAAAAAGAAAG
Maylandia zebra (zebra mbuna) is the source of this 1541-nucleotide messenger RNA. RefSeq names its product fibroblast growth factor 17 (gene fgf17). The record is from RefSeq and is a predicted model, not a curated record. Gene Ontology annotation, molecular function: growth factor activity. NCBI's taxonomy places the organism in Eukaryota, Metazoa, Chordata, Actinopteri, Cichliformes, Cichlidae.